AUGGCAGCUCCAUCUCAGCUGGAAGAGCCACUGAAGGCAAAAACAUCUUAUUACAAAGAGUUUCAAGAAGACAGCUGUCACUCUGAGCGCGAAAAGCAAAAGGAACACCUAAAUCAAGAAAACUCGUCUCCACUGACCCCACCAGACGGCGUUUCUAGCGUGAUCUCACCAGCUUUACCCAAAGGAUUCACAGAAGCGGAUAAUAGCGAUGACAGAGAACAUGAUGACUACAACGGAUGUGAUCUUUCUUACGGAGAGGACACUGAUGGAAACUCCUUCAGUAACGAAUCUAACGAAAUCAAAGAUGAAGAUGAGCACUCAGAUCCAUUGGUUCAGUUGCAGAAUGUACUAGAGAAGAACGUCUUGCUUGGCUCGAAACUCGACUUCUCUACAGUCAGCUAUACACCAACCAAUAGUUCAACUCCUGUCAAUGGCAGCGAAGGUGGGACUCCCUCCGAUCCUUUAUCCUCCUUACGUAAAGAUGGAGUCACUGGAGAAUUGUACCAAUGUCAUUUGUGUAGCUACGCUGCAACCUCCAAAUUUCACUUUAAUUGUCACUUGAACACCCACUUCGAUUAUAAAUGCCCAUUUUGUGAUUAUAUUUCUAAGACGGAGGGCAGCCUCAAGUGUCAUGUAAACGAUUUUCACUCAGAAGUCCCCCAGGGUGAUUGGAAUGGGCAGCGAGUCCUCAGAAAGGAAGAAAGCCUUAGUGAUUUAGGUUCAAACAACCCCUCUAGGACACCAUCUGGGAAAGUUCGCCAUUAUCGUUGCAAACAAUGCAACUUCGUUUCUGUAACCAAGACCCUCUUCUGGGAACAUAGUAAAUCACAUAUCAAAACUGAGAAACUUCUUAACUGUCCCAAGUGUCCUUUUGUAACUGAGUACAAGCAUCAUCUGGAAUAUCACCUCCGGAACCACUUUGGUUCCAAACCUUUUAAAUGCUCAAAGUGCAAUUACAGCUGCGUAAACAAGUCCAUGCUGAGCAGCCACAUGAAAUCCCACUCCAACAUCUACCAGUAUAAGUGUGCUGAUUGUUCCUAUGCAACCAAGUAUUGCCACAGUCUUAAGCUUCAUUUGCGGAAAUACAUACACAAACCUGCUACAGUUCUGAAUAUUGAUGGAACUCCGAAUCCUUACCCAGUCAUCGAUGUAUAUGGAACCCGUCGAGGACCAAGAUCAAAGAAACAAAAAUCAGAUGACCAGCAAUAUCCAUCAUCGAGUCAGAGCCCAGUGUUUUCCACUGCUCAUAUGCCUUCUAUAGCACAACCAGCUGUAACUUACCCUUGCAUGUCUCCAGUAAUGCCUUCUUCCUUGGGUCUUCCAUUUAUGUAUCCUCCUCAAGUUAUGACUGGUUCUAAUACUAAUCUGAUUAUCAGUUCACCUUCAUUGCACAAAGCAUUGCCACAUCCCAAUGGGUCAUCCUCAACAUCAACAACCAAAUCAGAAAUUACACGUCCUAGUCCCUCUGAGGCCAGUUCAAGCAAUUGGAAGUGUAACAUGUGUGAUUUCACUACAGAAGUCAAAGACUUGUUUAGCAAACAUACGCUUUUGCACAUAACUACAGAAAACGAAGACCUUUGCAAGUUGUAUGGUAUUACUUCAGAAACCCUUAAGCAAAUACAGGCUCAGCAUAAGAUAAGUGGAAUGCAGAGGGAAGAAGAUAUUAGAAUUGAUAGAGAAGCCCAGAAAGAUGAUCAUAAUCCUAGUUACGAAAAUAAGUUUUCUUCCGAAAUCCACAAGUCAAAUGUGCCUUCUCCUCUCUCUCGGGUAAUUAACAGUCCCACCUCCUCUUCUUCCAUAUUCGCCAAUCAGCAAAAUAGUAUGUUAGUUACUACUCCUCUUCACCAGGCUCAGCUUUCUUCUGGAACAUUCCUCUUUCAAAACGAAUCUUCUGUAGCUAAGCCAGAUAUACACUUUCCUCUGGAUUUGAGCAGUUAUAAUAGUUCUACAAAAUCCCAACAUGCCAACUCUUCCCCAGACAAUUCCAAUUCAACUUCUUAUUCCACUUCACAACCACAGACUGUUUACUCAACUUCCCAAUCUUUCCCGGUACCCGGCUACUUGUCCUGUUUAACUACUUCACGGUCAGCUAUCUCCCAGACUGUUAAUUCACAGCUAGUUUCAUCUCACUCAACUCCACAACAGAUGAGCUCUUUGCAGCCUGCUGUGUUUGAUCCUGCGUCCCGUUCUUCUCCUCAAGAUCAUCCACAAACAACUGCUUCUAACGGGUCUCUUAAUACAACGAAUCUCCCCGCCUCCUCUCAAUUACAGAUCCCAUCUCCUACUCCUCGUAAUCGUAGAAAAGGUAAAGCUGUAAAGUUAGACCGCCUCCAUUUUGCUCUUGAGGAGAAGAACUGUUCUGAACAGGAAAUGGACUUGGACGACGGCACAGAAGAUGACAAAUGUCUGACAGCUUGGAUAUCAAAAGAAUCCAUUUCAAGGAAUCCUUCAGAUAACAUAAACGUGAUCUCAGUACCUACUUACAAACCAUACAAUGGUAAUAAUUCUCCUCCACCACUUCAUCCAAAAAAUCUUAAAUCCAAACAAAUAUCAGAAGGGAAGACGUCCUCUCUAAUAGAACCAGUUCGACCAGUUUCUAAAAUCAGCACUUUAGCAGAAGUGACUGGAAUAAAUAAGCCAAUUCCGCAGUCAAUUUCAGUCAAGCCUUUGGAAAUUGCCAGGGUGAUCAAUCAGCCCAUUCCGUAUCCCCGGCAGAUGUCGUCUUUAUUCUUUGGAUAUAAUGGACUAAAUGCAACGCACAACAGAAAUGUGAUAACCUCGCCUGGUCCCUACUUCAAUUUUCCAUAUCAUAGCUUUGCUAUGACUAGUGGCAUCCCAGAGAGACCCCUUCAAACUCUUCAAUCUUCUGAGCAAAAUGGAAACGAAACAAAGGAAAGACCCAGCUCCAGAAGCGAAGAAGUAAAGUCCAAGUGGCAAGAUGCUUACACUUGUAGCUACUGCGAUAUGGCCUUUCAAGACUGUGUUAUGUACACUGUACACAUGGGUUACCAUGGUUACCAAGACCCCUUUACAUGCAACAUGUGUGGCCAACAGAACAAGGACAAAGUUUCAUUUUUUUUGCACAUUGCUCGGUCUGCUCAUCAGUGA
Molecule: messenger RNA, 3108 nt
Organism: Limulus polyphemus (Atlantic horseshoe crab)
Lineage: Eukaryota; Metazoa; Arthropoda; Merostomata; Xiphosura; Limulidae
Product: protein hunchback-like
Exons: 2
Coding region: 1-3108 (1035 amino acids)
Biological process (GO): regulation of transcription by RNA polymerase II
Molecular function (GO): RNA polymerase II transcription regulatory region sequence-specific DNA binding; DNA-binding transcription factor activity, RNA polymerase II-specific
Source: RefSeq, a predicted model, not a curated record